Molecule: messenger RNA, 3947 nt
Organism: Andrographis paniculata
Lineage: Eukaryota; Viridiplantae; Streptophyta; Magnoliopsida; Lamiales; Acanthaceae
Product: histidine kinase 1
Exons: 13
Coding region: 325-3792 (1155 amino acids)
Biological process (GO): phosphorelay signal transduction system; phosphorylation
Molecular function (GO): phosphorelay sensor kinase activity
Source: RefSeq, a predicted model, not a curated record
ACCCACUGCGCACUGCCCCACUUGCACUUGCACUUGCACUUGCACUUGCCUCUUCUCCAUCCUCCCUCCACUCCAAAUUCCAAUUCCAAUUCCGAUUCCUUCCUCCCAGUCCAGUGGGAAUCGACGCCGAUCCGAUUGAUGUACCCUCAAUUCCUCUCUCAUUUUCCCCACUCGCUCAAUAUUAUGCCUCUUGAUCAUCUUCCAUAUCUUCCCUCUUUGAAUUUCACCAACAAUUUUGCUUGCCCUUACUCUUCUCUUCUGCUCCACCUCCAUUAAUUGACCCCUUCUCCCUGGUUCUUGCUCAAAUUGCUUCCUUCUUCAUUAAUGGCUUCCAUCACGAGAAGAAUUUCUCGUCACCUCACCAGUUGCAAGCGCCGAAUCACUGCUCCGCCGGGCAGUCGGAGGCCGAACUUCCAGAGAGAUGUCGAAGGAGAUCCUAGCAAUGAGAUUCAACACGACAGCAGCUCCUUCUGCCUUUCCUCCUCCUACUACAGUGUCUUCGUCGUUCGCCUCGCCAUCAUGAUUAUGCUGGCGAUUCUGAUAGGUUUGUUGACAUUACUGACUUGGCAUAUUACGAGAGUCUACACUACCAAGUCGCUCAACACUUUAGCCUACGGUCUCCGGCACGAGCUUCUCCAGCGGCCCAUCCUGCGCAUGUGGGGAAUCCUGAACUCCACCGUUGAAGUUGCCGCUGCUCAGGUCAAGCUCUCCGAGUCGGUUAUCAGGCGCUACAACAACCCGGCCACUCAGGCGGAGCAAGUUGAGCAGCUCUACCAAAUGAUGAGGGACGUAACAUGGGCGAUGUUCGCAAGCCGAAAGGAUCUUAACUCCCUAACUCUCAACUACAGGAACGGAUUCGUCCAGGCUUUCCACCGGAACCAUGGAAAGAACACCACCUACUACAUAUACUCUGACCUCACCAAUUACUCCAUAGGCGGCUCGUACGGCGUCAAUUUGCUGUCUACACAUCAAGGAUGGGACGACCAAUCGAUACAUAGCAACAUGUCUGCUGUUUGGUACCAAGAGACUCUCGAUCCUUUAACCGGGGAGAGAGUUGGGAAAGCGAAGCGAAUUCCACCGGACGAGCUGAUCAACAUUGCCGGCAUUUCGCAAGUGCCUGAUGGCACAGCUUCGUGGCACAUAGCUGUGAGCAAGUAUACGGAUUCGCCCCUGCUUUCAGCAGCAUUGCCUGUUUGGGAUACAUCCCAUAACAGCAUCGUUGCUGUGGUUGGAGUUACAACUGCGCUCUACAGUGUUGGGCAGUUGAUGAAGGAACUUGUCGAAUUCCACAGUGGACACAUAUAUUUAACCUCUCAAGAGGGCUGGCUGCUCGCCACAUCGACGGAUACUCCUCUUUUGAAGAAUUCAACAAAAGGUCUUAAGCUAAUGAUGGCAGUCGAUUCCAAGGAUGACGUUAUACGUUGUGGGGCUAAGUACUUGCAAAAGACAUAUGGUAAUAAACUUCCUCCGAGCGUAGACAUGCAUAUAGAGAAUGCUCGGCUGAGGAACCGACUCUAUUACAUGGAUUCUUUCUUCCUAAACUUGAAGAGGCUUCCAAUGGUCGGGGUGAUCAUCAUACCGAGGGAAUAUAUAAUGGGAAAAGUGGACGAGAAAGCGUUCAAAACCUUGAUGAUACUGAUAUCAGCUUCGGUGUGCAUCUUGUUUGUGGGAUGCUUCUGCAUCUUCAUUCUAACGAAUGGAGUGUCAAAGGAGAUGAAGCUACGGGCGGAGCUCAUAAGCCAUUUGGAUGCAAGAAGGAAGGCAGAGGCAUCGAGCAACUACAAAAGCCAGUUUCUAGCAAACAUGAGUCACGAACUUAGGACACCUAUGGCUGCAGUGAUAGGGUUGCUCGAUAUCCUUUUGAGUGAUAACUGCUUAACGAAUGAACAGCACGCCAUGAUCACACAAAUCCGUAAAUGCUCCACUGCUUUGCUCCGACUUCUCAACAACAUUCUGGAUAUUAGCAAGGUUGAGUCAGGAAAACUGGUGCUGGAAGAUAAUGAGUUCGACUUAGGAAGAGAGCUUGAAGGCUUAAUCGAUAUGUUCUCUGUCCAGUGUAUAAACCACAACGUUGAGACUGUUCUCGACCUGUCUGAUGAUAUGCCUAAAGCAGUUCAAGGAGAUUCGGGUCGAGUGCUUCAGAUUUUCGCUAAUCUUAUCAGCAAUUCAAUCAAGUUUACGACGUCUGGACACAUCAUUCUGCGUGGAUGGUGCGAGAACACAGAAAAGUAUAGCAAGACGAACAAUUUAUCCUUCACCUUGAAGGAGUCUUGGUGUGCACAAAAAUUGAAGCGAAAGCGUGACUUGAGCUAUGGAGGGACAUUCUUCCGGAAAGAAAGCAAAAUGAUACUUUGGUUCGAAGUUGAGGACACUGGCUGUGGGAUUGAUCCAAGCAAAUGGGAAUCGGUAUUCGAAAGUUUUGAACAGGCGGAUCCAUCGACUACUCGACUACAUGGUGGCACUGGGUUAGGCCUGUGCAUUGUGCGAACUUUGGUCAACAAAAUGAAAGGAGAAAUCAAAGUGGUAAAGAAGAAUGGACCGGGAACUUUGAUGCAACUGUACCUUGUUCUUAACACUCCGAUGGAUAGCAUUAAGCCGCAAUUGCAGUUAUGCUUAGAAGAUCAAAACCUGCGAGUUGUGCUUGCAAUUAACGGGAGAAUGACUAGGCGAAUAAUGGCGCAGUGGUUAAAAAAGAAGCGGGUGUCUACCAUCGAAGCAUCCAACUGGAAUGAGUUGACUUUGAGCCUGGAGGAACUCUUCAUAAACACCUCGAAUUCUCCUCCCGGACAUGGGGAAACUCAAGAACCGAAUACAGAGGACACUGCUGCUUCAGUCUAUGUCAUAAUUGUCGAUAUUGUCUUGCUUGAACUCAGUACUGAUGCAUGGAUACAGCAGAUGGAAUUCCUCGACAAGCAUGGUGGGAGAGCCAAUUUUGCUUGGAUUUUGAACCACGACACGUCCAAUGUUGUCAAGGCUGAGCUUCGCAGACGAGGCCAUUGGAUGAUGGUCAAUCGGCCUCUUUACAAGGCAAAAUUGAUUCAGAUUUUUGAAGCUGUUGUAACAGGACGAAGCUCAAAUGUGGGGAAUGGCCUGAGCGGGUUUCAAACUCCUGCCCGAGAUGAGAAGCUGCGUCAGGUUAUUGAAACCAAUCAUGGGGAGAUGGAAAGAGAAUGUGAUGAUGCUGGAGAGAAGAGCGGCAAAGUCUUGAACAUGGGUCCAGUAGUCAAUGACAGUAAUGAGGAACAACGCCGGAGUCUGGGGAACAAUCAUGGAGAUCAAAAACAAAAUAGUGAGUCUGCUAUUUACGGACAAAAGAGUCUUAAGGGGUUGAGUAUACUUCUUGCAGAGGAUACACCGGUGCUUCAGAGAGUCGCGACGAUAAUGCUCGAGAAAAUGGGAGCCAAGGUGUUUGUAGUGAGCGAUGGGGUCCAAGCCGUCGACGCUCUCAAGGAUAAGAUUCAUCCGCCGGCGCCCGAAUUCGAGAAUGAUUUACCAUUGCCAUAUGACUUGAUCCUUAUGGAUUGCCAAAUGCCUAAGAUGGACGGCUAUGAGGCGACAAAAGCCAUACGAAAAUCAGAGGCGGGUAGCGGGUUGCACAUCCCGAUAGUGGCGUUGACGGCUCAUGCAAUGUCCUGCGAUGAAGCCAAAUGCCUACAAGUGGGAAUGGAUGCCUAUCUUACAAAGCCCAUCGACUGCAAGCUCAUGGUCUCCACCAUCCUUUCGCUCACCAAGCCUAAGGGUAGUUGGACCAGGAACAGGAACAGGAGCCCAAACUCACCUGUCAUAUCAUGAUAUAUAUGCAGCAGCAGCUUCUGUGCCGCCUCAUUUUGUAGAAACGACACAAGAAAACACAUAAGAUUUAGUUAAUUAGCAGCACACGAGUUCUAGGUUUAAUUUUGGGAGAAUGUAUAAUAUUACAUGUAUAUAUGAAUCCAUACAUGUUUGAA